AUGAAACCAAAAAACGACCCAAACGAAAUCGAUGCCUCCAGAUACGCUGCAACCAACUUGCAGAAAACGACGCCUGGAAGACACCGAAGCCCUGGGUUCAAUUCACAUGCCAAUUUCCUGCAUGCCAACCAUCCCGGUGUGGAUCCUCACAAUGUGCCACCGUUGCCUAGUUACCUGUGCAGACCUUAUCAGCCUGGGCUGCGAUCCAUUGCGCCUAGUCCCAUGAUGAUGCGUGGUAGUCCAUCUGUGCCUGGAGCAUACCCUUCGCCUCGAUUCAAUGCACCUUAUACCCAUCGAAAGCCAGUGGAAAGAUCCCAUACACACAAAAAGAAGGUGCCCCUCUUUCAGGGCAACUUUGUCCUUGAUUGCCCUGUGCCCACACGAUUGAUGGAAGCCAGUGCACGAAAAGAAAAAGAAUUUAGCAUGAUGCGGUACUCGGCUGUUACUUGUGAUCCCAAUGACUUUGCUGCCAACAAUUACACUUUGCGACCUCAGUUGAUGAAGCGAGAAACGGAGCUUUUCAUUGUCAUGACCAUGUACAAUGAAGACGAGGUCUUGUUUUGUCGAACAAUGCACGGUGUCAUGAAGAACAUUGCGCACCUAUGUUCCAGAUCACGCUCCAGAGUGUGGGAUACAGAAGGCUGGAAGAAGGUGGUGGUGUGUAUUGUGGCUGAUGGUCGCAAAAAGUGUGACCCACGAGUCAUGGAUGUAUUGACUACCAUGGGUGUAUAUCAGAAGGGUAUAGCUAAGAACAUGGUGAAUGAUAAACCAGUGCAAGCGCAUUUAUUCGAAUACACCACACAAAUUUCAGUUGAUUCAGAUAUGAAGGUCAGAGGCGCAGAAAAGGGAAUCGUGCCGGUGCAGGUGCUCUUUUGCUUAAAGGAACAAAAUGCCAAAAAGAUCAACUCGCAUCGCUGGUUUUUCAAUGCCUUUGGGCCCAUUUUACAGCCCAACAUCUGCGUCUUGUUGGAUGUCGGCACUCGUCCGGGAAACUCAUCCAUCUACCAUCUCUGGAAAGCAUUUGAUACCAACCCAAAUGUAGGCGGUGCUUGUGGUGAAAUAUGCGUGAUGAAAGGCACGGCAUGUGUCGAUCUGUUGAAUCCCCUGGUAGCAGCACAGAACUUUGAAUACAAAAUGUCCAAUAUACUAGAUAAACCGCUGGAAUCCGUGUUUGGCUAUAUCUCGGUGCUGCCGGGCGCAUUCUCGGCUUAUCGAUACGCAGCACUGCAAAACGAUGCCAACGGAGUGGGGCCACUGCAAAAGUACUUUUUAGGCGAGAAGCAUGAUGAUACAGACGACGCUGACAUAUUCACUGCUAACAUGUAUUUGGCUGAAGACCGUAUACUGUGUUUCGAGCUACUGGCUAAAAAACAUCAGAAAUGGGUUCUCAAGUAUGUGCAGACGGCAUUUGGCGAAACAGACUGUCCAGAUCAAUUACCCGAGUUUAUCUCGCAACGGCGUCGAUGGUUGAAUGGCAGCUUUUUUGCAGCAGUGUAUUCUCAAUGGCAUUUCUCUCGUAUUUGGUGCACAAAUCACUCUGUUGGGCGAAAGAUCACCUUGUCGAUUGAGUUUUUCUUCAACUUUUUGAACCUCAUCUUUAGCUGGCUGGGCAUGGCCAAUUUCUACCUGACAUUUUACUUUGUUACAAAAUCACUGACAGCACCCGAAAUGGAUCCAUUUGGCAAUGGUUGGGGUGAUCGCAUCUUUCUAUCGCUACGGUAUCUCUACAUUUUCCUGUUUAUCACAUCCUUCAUAUGCUCCAUGGGAAAUAGGCCUCAGGGGUCCAAGUGGAUGUUUAUUAUAUCAGUCAUCGCUUACGGGCUCAUCAUGAUGUACACUUCAUUUGCUGGUGGUUGGUUGGCUUACAGAAGCUUUCAACAAGGCAUCAAUACCCCUGGAUGGGAUCCCAAUAAUGCGCUAGCCAAUUUUUCUCUGUUGCUGAGUCAACCUGAAUUCAGAAAUGUGGUGAUAUCGCUGCUUGCUACCUAUGGUCUGUACAUUUUAGCCAGUCUGCUGUAUCUGGAUCCAUGGCAUAUGGUUACUAGCUUCUCUCAGUACCUGUUCUUGCUGCCAACCUAUGUCAAUAUUUUAAAUGUCUAUGCUUUCUGUAAUAUCCAUGAUGUCAGUUGGGGCACAAAGGGUGAUAAUACGAUGCCCAUGGAUUUGGGCGUGGCAAGUAAAGCCAUGGUCACUGAAAAGGGGGUUGAAGCUGUUGAAGUGGAAUUGGAAGAUGGUAUCGAUGCAACCGACAGGGAUUAUGAUGAGGCUUUGGAGAGCCUGAUGAUGAAGCCUGAAGCAGUAAGAGAGAGCCGAGCACCCAAAACCAAACAAGAUGACUAUUAUCGAGGCUUCCGCACUCGUCUCGUUCUAACCUGGAUAGGCUGCAAUGCAAUUCUAGUUGCCUUUGUCACAAGCGGUAGUUUCCAAUCCCUUUUACCCAACAGUGAGCAAAAGCAGCUGCCUGAGGACUAUUCCAAUGCCAUUGGCACUGCGUACACUGGCUUUAUUCUAUGGAUGGUGGCUGGUAUGGCUACCUUCAGAUUCAUUGGUAGUUUACUGUACCUUAUUUUGCGAUGCUUUAACCUGUAA
This is a messenger RNA of Mucor velutinosus, 2589 nucleotides long. RefSeq lists its product as uncharacterized. The transcript is spliced from 7 exons. The coding region runs from base 1 to 2589 and encodes 862 amino acids. Gene Ontology annotation, molecular function: chitin synthase activity. The record is from RefSeq and is a predicted model, not a curated record. Lineage: Eukaryota; Fungi; Mucoromycota; Mucoromycetes; Mucorales; Mucoraceae. Gene Ontology annotation, cellular component: cell septum; cell periphery.